GGGAAGCUGGCGGACAUCGAGCGGCUGAUCUCCAACGGGAUCAACGUCAACGAGUCAAACUACGACCUGAGGACGGCGCUGCACCUGGCUGCAUGCGAGGGGCACGAGGACGUGGUGAAGUACCUGCUGAGCAAGUCUGCCGACGUCAACUGCCGAGAUCGGCUGGGGAGGACGCCGCUGUGCGACGCGCUCCUGUGCACUGCAGCAGCCAAGGGUGACGUUUCGCAGCUGCGAGCUCUGAUCAGGAACAGCGCAAACCCGGACGCGGCAGACGCGGAUAGGAGGACGGCUCUGCACCUGGCGGCGUCCAACGGGGAGACGACUGUGCUCGACUACCUCCUGCGGCACCUGAAGCGGCCGAUCAACAUCAACCCGGUCGAUCGGCUGGGAGGAACGCCACUC
Guillardia theta CCMP2712 is the source of this 402-nucleotide messenger RNA. RefSeq lists its product as hypothetical. The record is from RefSeq and is a predicted model, not a curated record. Gene Ontology annotation, molecular function: protein binding. The annotation marks the transcript as partial. Gene Ontology annotation, cellular component: nucleus; cytoplasm. NCBI's taxonomy places the organism in Eukaryota, Cryptophyceae, Pyrenomonadales, Geminigeraceae. The transcript has 2 exons.